CCCGUAUAUAUUAUUUUGGUGGCUGACCCAAGAAUGUGCUCCAGCCCAAAUCAAGCCCAGAAGCAAAAUUUUCGUCUCUCCUCGUCAGCUUCAAGCCUUCAACCAAUUACUAUAAUUCGGAAAUUUGCCUGAGAAAAUCAAGAAAGCUCCGAUGGGUGAGAUCCGUGGAAGUACCUCCUCCGUCGACGAUGAUCUGUUGCUCAAGAAAUUCUUUGCCGAAGUUAGCGAGGUUGAGCGCGACAACGAAGUCAACAGGAUCCUUUCGUGCUUCAAGUUAAAUGCUUUUGAGUACCUUAACCUACCAUUUGAUUCCUCUAUAGAUGAUGUGAAAAGGCAAUAUCGUAAGCUAUCUUUGCUUGUUCACCCUGAUAAAUGUAAGCAUCCACAAGCAAAGGAGGCAUUUGGAGCAUUAGCAAAAGCCCAACAAUUAUUACUCGAUCCACAAGAGAGAGAUUAUAUUUUGAACCAAGUUAAUGCUGCCAAAGAAGAACUUCGAUCAAAGAGGAAGAAGCAGCUGAAGAAAGACAAUGCAACUAAGAUAAAGUCACUAGUGGACGAGGGAAAAUACGAGCAGGAAUUUGAAAGGUCAGAUGAAUUUCAGCAGCAGUUAAAAUUGAAAGUCCGAGAAAUCUUAACUGAACAAGAGUGGAGGAGAAGGAAGAUGCAGAUGAGGAUAUCAGAGGAGGAAGGUAGAUUAAAGAAAGACGAAGAGGAAACCAAAGAGAUGUGGAAACGAAAGCGUGAGCACGAGGAGCAAUGGGAAGGCACUCGUGAACAGAGGGUUAGUUUUCUCGUCUGUUUAUCUUGUAGCAUUAUUAUUUUAGCUGCUUGUUCUAGAGAAUGUGAUGUAAUCGUUUCAGUUUUCUUGUUUGGAUUGGACGUUUCCAGCUGGAGGGACUUCAUGAAAGGUGGAAAAAAGGUUAAGAAAGGAGAGUUCCGACCUCCAAAGCUUAAGACUGAGGAUCCAAACAAAUCUUAUGUCCAAAGGCCAGUAAAACGAGGAUGAUCGUCAUUGUCCUAGUUCUUUUGGCUAAUAUAACAUGGCAGUUGCUCAAAAAACAUUUGAAUGGUUGGUUAUAGAAAUCACUCCAUCAUCUACAGUUGCUGUAAUUUACAGUGUACCCUCGGCAACACAGCCAAGCACCUCGAACGCACGUAUUAAUUAAUUUCAAGUUUUAGUAAUUUACAGUGUCCUCUUGACAACACAUCUAAGCACCUCGUGCUUUCAUUGUCUGUUUACAUUAAUUAAUAUUAAUUGUUAGAUUCAUAUGAUUUCACUGCCCAACUGCUGGUAGUAGAACAAUUUAGAAAUAGAAAAAUGAAGGAAAUAGAAGUUCAGUGAAUGUAUUUCUAUUUUAGUACACUCGUAAUGUCUCACGACCCAAAACUGACCGAUGUUUCCCAAAUACGAAAAACCAGAAAGUGCUUCUUACCUUAACAGUUCACACAAUCGUUACACUGGACACGGAGCAGAAACAAAUUACACAAAGGCAACACCCCCUCAAUAUUUUAUACAUGAACCAAUCAAAGCAGACAUUGAAUUACACCCCCUCAAUAUUAUACAUGAAUCAAUCCAACAUGGAAUUAUCAAACCAGACAUCUCCACCAAACACGUAUAAGGACCUCAUGUCCUCUUGAAAACACCGAUUUAAAGAAAAAUAGUAACAAUACAAGCCUACAAGGACCCAAGGACAAAAAAAAAAAAAAAAAAAAA
Molecule: messenger RNA, 1714 nt
Organism: Striga asiatica
Lineage: Eukaryota; Viridiplantae; Streptophyta; Magnoliopsida; Lamiales; Orobanchaceae
Source: the annotation of a GenBank genome assembly